Alternaria atra is the source of this 1416-nucleotide messenger RNA. RefSeq lists its product as uncharacterized. Lineage: Eukaryota; Fungi; Ascomycota; Dothideomycetes; Pleosporales; Pleosporaceae. The transcript has 3 exons. The coding region runs from base 1 to 1416 and encodes 471 amino acids. The record is from RefSeq and is a predicted model, not a curated record.
AUGGCCGACUACCCAUCCACAGCAUCCAGCGCUCAGGGCAUCUUCUCCCGCCGCCCCUCGUUUUUCGGUGGAAAGACCAAGGGACAUAAGCAAACACCGUCGACGCUACAGACCAGCAGCAGGCAUAGCAUCGCAUCGUCGGUGACGGAUCUCGGCUCCCAGCUGCGGAGGUCACGGUCCGCCUCGCUUCGAACAAACACUUCCGACGGCACGGCCAAGACGUCGUCCUCGCAUAAGAGGACCCCCUCGGCCACCCUGGCGCUCACCUACUCCCCCGACAAGGCUCCCGUCCCCAACACGCUGUCCAAUGCCUCGCGGCCCGCCCUCUCCAUCUCCACCUUCUCACGCAGCAAGCCAAAGAGCAGCGACAACGUAAAGGCAGACAGCGGAGGACAGGCCCACGUCUACGAGAAGAGCCCCCUCAGUGCUGUCGACAAGCCCAAGACACCUUUUGGCAACAUGGCCGUCCCUAUUCCACUGCGGCAUCCGCCCUCCCAGAAGGAGAUUCUCCAGGCAAACCAGCAGUCAAAUCGCACCUUGGCUCCAGCAGCCCCCAUCCCCGUCCCCAAUGGCUCCAACCCCAACAUCAUAUUCCAGCACAUCCACGAGCUUGCCUCGAAACGAAUAUCCACCCUCGACUACCUACGAAAAGCUCACGAAGGCCGAAUCUACUGGUUCAACACGCUCCUCUUCUCCAAAACCGACCUCACCCGCCUCCCCUCCUUCACAACCCGCAACCAAGCCCGCCGCGCAACCCAUUACCUCCUCCUCGGCUUCUCCCUCCCCACCAUCCUCGACCUAAACGCAAACUCCCCCUCGGACUACCUCAAAGCCCUCAAUGCCCUCCUCCUAGAAUUCGAACAAUACCAAUCCAUACACCCAGCCGAUGGCUCCACCCCAUCGUCCCUUAGUCGCGCCCGCCUCCCCCAAAUGUUCAAGCGCGCAAACAUGGGCAUGGGUAUGGGAAUGAGCAUGGGCAGCAAAGGCCGACGAAGCAGCUCCGCAAACGGCGACUUCCCCGUUCUCACUCCUAGCAACAGUUUCACCGGCUCCGAAACAUCGGGUUUCGAUUCUCCGCCUACCGAUGAUCUUCUUCUCCCCAACGAAUCUUAUACGCACCUUCAAACACCUAGCUUACCCUUUGACCCCGAUUUCUUCAGCACCUUUGCGACGCUGUGCGAUGUGUUGAUUGAUUGCUACACCAAGAUUCUGAGCAUGCUUAGUACGCCUGAGAGUGUGGCGAGCGCGGGGGGUGGUGUGCCCAAUCUUGUGGGUGAUUUGUUUAACAAGGCGGAUGCGAGGGUGAGGAAGAUUAUCCUUGCAGGCGUUGUAAGGGAGUUUGAGGAUAGUUGCCGGGCGGGGCUGAAGAGUGAGGUGGGAGGUGUGGGUAAGGUUGUUCUGGGGGGAUUGAUGUAA